AUGAACAUCGUGGUGGAGUUCUUCGUGGUCACUUUCAAAGUGCUGUGGGCGUUCGUGCUGGCCGCGGCGCGCUGGCUGGUGCGGCCCAAGGAGAAGAGCGUGGCCGGCCAGGUGUGCCUCAUCACGGGCGCGGGCAGCGGCCUGGGCCGCCUCUUUGCCCUGGAGUUCGCCCGGCGCCGGGCGCUGCUGGUUCUCUGGGACAUCAACACGCAGAGCAACGAGGAGACCGCAGGCAUGGUGCGCCACAUCUACCGGGACCUGGAGGCAGCCGACGCCGCCGCUCUGCAAGCUGGGAAUGGUGAGGAGGAAAUCCUGCCCCCAUGUAACUUGCAGGUUUUUACCUACACUUGUGACGUGGGAAAGAGGGAGAAUGUCUACCUGACAGCUGAAAGAGUCCGAAAGGAGGUUGGUGAGGUCUCGGUCCUGGUCAAUAAUGCUGGUGUGGUUUCUGGACAUCACCUUCUGGAAUGCCCUGAUGAGCUCAUCGAGAGAACCAUGAUGGUCAACUGCCAUGCACACUUCUGGACCACUAAGGCCUUCCUUCCGACAAUGCUGGAAAUCAACCAUGGCCACAUUGUGACGGUCGCAAGCUCCCUGGGACUGUUCAGCACUGCUGGAGUUGAGGAUUACUGCGCCAGUAAAUUUGGAGUUGUGGGUUUUCACGAAUCUCUGAGCCAUGAGCUAAAGGCUGCUGAAAAGGAUGGAAUUAAAACAACUUUGGUUUGCCCUUACCUUGUCGACACAGGCAUGUUCAGAGGCUGCCGAAUCAGAAAAGAAAUUGAGCCCUUUUUGCCCCCUCUGAAGCCCGAUUACUGUGUGAAGCAGGCUAUGAAGGCCAUCCUCACCGACCAGCCCAUGAUCUGCACCCCCCGCCUCAUGUACAUCGUGACCUUCAUGAAGAGCAUCCUUCCUUUCGAAGCAGUUGUGUGCAUGUAUCGGUUUCUAGGAGCGGACAAGUGCAUGUAUCCCUUUAUUGCGCAAAGAAAACAAGCCACAAACAAUAAUGAAGCGAAAAAUGGAAUCUGAGUGUUUCUGUGCCGCGCGCCACUCGUAUCAGGAUGGCUCAGUGCAUACUUCAGCAGUACUGACAGUCUGGAUUCUAACCCAUGUCGACUCUUUUUUUUUUUUCUAAUCAACUUUUUAAAAAAUAAUAAAGUGUAAAUUAACUGACUACAGUGCUUGAAAAAUGUGAGCUUGGGUUUUUGCCAAUGGGGUCUUUUUUUAGACAGGGCCCUAAAACUGAGUCCAAUAUUUAGACAAACACUAUGUGACAUCAUUUUUUUUAAUGAACAGAAAGUCUAGAAAUGAUGACUACAGUGUGUUUCAUGUGUGUGGUUCUUCUGAAUUCCCACUGAUUCAUUCAUGUUGGGAAGAUCUAGCCAGCUGGCACCCUUACGCAUUCAAGGACUGACAGGGCUAUGUUUUGUCCUGUGUCCUGGGCUCUUCUCAUGCGAGUCUGGGCGGCUCGCUCAUGGUGUCUGUGGGUUCAGCUCGCAGAAAGACGAAGUUUUGAUGUCAGGUUGAGAAAGUGCAGCCUGAGAAUCACUGCAGAGGCCACGGGUCUCUUCCUUAAGCUUACAGUGACUAAAAUAUUAGGUGUUUUUUAAAUUCGAUCUCAGAAAUACUCAAUUGAGUGCUUAGAGACCUGGUUGAACAAAAUGACUGAACAGUUUCUACCUGUGAGCUGUGCUGCGAGUGGAAAGUGCUCUCUCCUCAGGGAGCUGCAGGGUCGUGUUAAAAGGAUGGAGGGGAGGAGCCUUGUCCACAGAACACAGCAGCUCUACAAAGGAAAUGGGAAUUUUCUGCAUCAAAAAGUCCCCGUAUUUGUGCCAACCUUAAUCAGUGUGGGGAACAAAUCUUGUGUGGAGUACUGUGGAAGGGUGUGAAGAUUUCUUUGAAAGGUUUAUUCACAUUGUAGAACAUCAAAUGACAUUUUUACAGUAUUUUUUUGUAAAGCAAACUAUUUUGUGCCUUGAAUUUGGUAUAUGUGUAUUAGUGAAACAUUGUAAAAGUGAAUUGCUACCUCUGUAUCUACAUGUGUACCAUCCUCCUGUAAAUUACUAUGGACUAUUAUGUGAUUGCUUCUGUUUGUCCUAGGAUGUCUUGUUUAAAUAGUGACCAAUGUCUAAGGCUGUUAAAAUAAGCCAACUUUUACUAAUGGAGAAGUUUUCUAAAGGACCGAUUAAAUACUUACCUAACCGA
Messenger RNA from Meriones unguiculatus (Mongolian gerbil), 2202 nucleotides. RefSeq names its product retinol dehydrogenase 10 (gene Rdh10). Gene Ontology annotation, molecular function: oxidoreductase activity, acting on the CH-OH group of donors, NAD or NADP as acceptor. Bases 1 to 1026 code for a protein of 341 amino acids. Gene Ontology annotation, cellular component: lipid droplet. The transcript has 6 exons. The record is from RefSeq and is a predicted model, not a curated record. NCBI's taxonomy places the organism in Eukaryota, Metazoa, Chordata, Mammalia, Rodentia, Muridae.